Molecule: messenger RNA, 438 nt
Organism: Baudoinia panamericana UAMH 10762
Lineage: Eukaryota; Fungi; Ascomycota; Dothideomycetes; Mycosphaerellales; Teratosphaeriaceae
Exons: 3
Coding region: 1-438 (145 amino acids)
Biological process (GO): translation
Cellular component (GO): cytosolic small ribosomal subunit; ribosome
Molecular function (GO): structural constituent of ribosome
Source: RefSeq, a predicted model, not a curated record
AUGGGUAAAGGAAAGCCGAGAGGUCUUUUGGCCGCUCGCAAGCUCAAGAACCAUCGCCGUGAGCAGCAAUGGGCAGAUCUGCAUUACAAGAAGAGGCUGCUCGGUACCGCCUUCAAGUCAUCACCCUUCGGAGGCUCAUCACACGCCAAGGGCAUUGUGCUCGAAAAGGUCGGUGUUGAGGCCAAGCAGCCCAACUCCGCCAUUCGCAAGUGUGUGCGUGUACAGCUCAUCAAGAACGGCAAGAAGGUCACCGCUUUCGUGCCCAAUGACGGUUGCUUGAACUUUGUGGACGAGAACGACGAGGUGCUGCUUGCGGGUUUCGGUCGCAAGGGUAAGGCCAAGGGUGAUAUUCCUGGUGUGCGGUUCAAGGUGGUCAAGGUUUCCGGCGUCGGUCUAGGUGCGCUGUGGAAAGAGAAGAAGGAGAAGCCACGUUCGUAA